UUUUAUCAUUUUUUCAUGCAUUGUGUUUUGUUUGGUUCCUUGUUGGUUUUAACUUCAUGUUUUAAAGUGCUUCUUCACAUGAUUGUAGCUAAAAUGAUAAAUACAAUCAUUAAGUGAUUUGUGCAUUGGCAUCACAUCUCUUUCCCACCAAAUUGCAAAAGUUUGAGGAUUUUUUGAAUUUGGAUGCUAAGUUGGUUACAUCUUAUUGACAUGUAACUAAACUCUACAGGAUUAACUAAUACAGAUGCUGUAACCUGAACACCACAAAAUACACUGUCCAUGAGAAACAUGAAUUUUAGUUUUCAAUUGAUAAGGUAGCCAUUUGAAUAUCGGUUAAAAAAUGAGUGAAAGCAAAUUAUCUUCCAUUGUUUUCUUUUAUAAAGUAUAUGAAACUAUGCCUUUACUUUUUGAUAAUCUCUGCUUUUCUAUCAAUUUAUCUUCAAUAUAAUUUUAUGUGGCUUUGUCUCUAGAAAGUCCGACUUACAGAAAAGCAUCAGUGCAGAGAUAUCUUGAGAAGCGUAAAGACAGGUGAAGGUUUAAGAACAAGAAAAGGAUGGUCAUGCCUUCAUCCACUAGCUUAGACAUGUAUUUAAAUCAGCGGGUGGCUGAUCAACCAUUACAGGCUCAGUUCAGCUCGAGCGAACCACAUUCCUCGCCCCAAGUACAACCACCUCAUCUACUUACACAGUGCAGCUCAAUUGAAAAUAAUUCCUAAGACUGUCGCUCUCUUUGCUGAUCCUUUUGACCAAGAUGUCCAAACAUGUUGACACGUUAUUUGGAUUGACCAUUGUAUGAUGAGCAAGGACACCACCACAUUCAUAUGUAUUCAAGGCAUCGACUUUCAUGCGGCACAAAAUCAUUCCUCCAAGUGAUCACUGGCGUGACGAAAUUGCAUGCCUGUUACUUUUUUGCAUCCACUACCUAACCAAGUGAGGAAACUAGUAAGUGUUCUGCGUGCUUCUCUAUGCCUCUAUAUUUCAUUAGCUGUAUAAUGACGAUAUUCCACGCACUUAUCCAUGGUUGUGGACAAUCUGCACUUUGCCAAACCUUGAUGUAUCAGUUUCAUGAUAAUGCAUGUUACAAUGAGUAAUAUGCCUACAUAUGCAUCCUACUUGAAGAUGUUCUAAUUGAAUAUAAUGGAGCAAGAACA
Molecule: messenger RNA, 1150 nt
Organism: Rubroshorea leprosula
Lineage: Eukaryota; Viridiplantae; Streptophyta; Magnoliopsida; Malvales; Dipterocarpaceae
Source: the annotation of a GenBank genome assembly